Messenger RNA from Closterium sp. Naga37s-1, 891 nucleotides. Lineage: Eukaryota; Viridiplantae; Streptophyta; Zygnematophyceae; Desmidiales; Closteriaceae. The record is from the annotation of a GenBank genome assembly.
AUGCGGAGUGAAAUGCGGUCCGCUGCUCAUCUGUACGGCCGUCAGGGAGAAAAUCAAGGGAGAAGGAAGGGUUCAGACAGUGUGGGAGGUUCAGGAGUGCACGGAGGUGACUAUAGCGAGGUUUUUCCUGUACCAGCUUCGCUACAUGAGGCGGAAGAUUUGCUUCAGCAGCUAAUAAAGGAGACUCGUUCCCUCGCCUCUCCCUCGGGUGUCAAUCUGGUGGCAUUCUCAGGGGGGGUCAUCUCAGUAGCACAAGCAGCAGCUUUAAGCCUGAAGGCUCCCCCUGUCCUUACCCACCUGGGACCUGCCAGCACUGCUCUGCCUGGCUCUGGCGAGAGCAGCGGGUUGACCCAACUGGGACCUAGCUGCAUCGCCCUGCCUGCGCAGCAGACUGGCGUUUGGAGUGGAGGCGACAGCAAGCACUCCCUGGCUUCUCUCCCCUCUCUGUCCUCCCCUCCUCUCCCCCAGGCAGUAGCCAGAGCAGCGGGCUUACCCAACUGGGACCUGGCAGCGUCGCCCUGCCUGCGCAGCAGAUUAGCGUUUGGAGUGGAGGCGACAGCAAGCACACUGAUGCUGGUGGAGAGAGCGGAAUAUAUGGUGAGUGGUGGGGAGGGGGGGAGCAGCUCUUCAUGCAACGCAAGCAUGGCUCGUAACUCGUCACUCGCCUUACCUCCAAACCGCAGGUUUGCACAGUUGACCAGGCUGAGGACACUCAGCCUCUCUCGCUGUGAGCUCUUGGAGGCCUUGCCAGAUGAUUUGACCGAGCUGAAGCUGCUCCAACAGUUGGAUGUUCGCUGGUGCAAGAAAGCUAUUGAUCGCAUGCCCCGUGCAUUGCGCCGUGGCAUCCGGAACAUGCACGGGCUGACCUUAAUGUCCUCAGCAGCAGUGUAG